UUGAACUGAGGUUAUGUUAUUGAAAGUCCCAUAAUUAAAAAAAAAUAGUAUAUUGUAAUUAUACGCAUUUAUAGACUAGAAAUGACUGUAAAACCAAGAGAGAAAGUUGAAAGUGACGACGAUCCAGUGGAGUCGAUGUUAAAAAAGGCUGGUUGCCUGGACUUACAUUAUAAAGUUCAGGAAUGUAUAAAUACAACAAAGGAUUGGAGAAAAUGCCAAGGAGAAGUGAAUGAUUUCAGAUUAUGUAUCACAAAGCACAAGGAUGAAAUGAUUAGAAUAAAAAAUUAAUGCCUAUUUAUAUUAUGAUUUAUGUAAAUAAAUAUUUGUUAGUUGAUGUGUUUAAUACUAAAAUAGUUAACUAUGUAAAAUAUAUUUUAUUUAAAUACAUAUUAUUUUUAAAUAAAUGUAAAUAAUAAAAUGUUAGAAAUGGUUUUUU
This is a messenger RNA of Nymphalis io (European peacock), 436 nucleotides long. Its product is annotated as cytochrome c oxidase assembly factor 4 homolog, mitochondrial. The record is from RefSeq and is a predicted model, not a curated record. Lineage: Eukaryota; Metazoa; Arthropoda; Insecta; Lepidoptera; Nymphalidae. Gene Ontology annotation, biological process: mitochondrial respiratory chain complex IV assembly. The transcript is spliced from 2 exons. Gene Ontology annotation, cellular component: mitochondrial intermembrane space. Bases 82 to 288 code for a protein of 68 amino acids.